UGCGCGAGCGGAAGUGAGAUCAGAGAGGCCGCGGUAAGAUCUCGCGAGGGCCGUCGAGAUCUCUCUCUUUCUGCUGCAGCCGCCGACAUGCCUUCCCGCAUGAGAAAGACCCGGAAGCUGCGUGGCCACGUCAGCCAUGGCCACGGCCGCAUCGGUAAACACAGGAAGCACCCUGGUGGACGCGGUAACGCCGGUGGCAUGCAUCACCACAGAAUCAACUUCGAUAAAUACCACCCUGGUUACUUUGGCAAAGUCGGUAUGAGACGUUACCAUCUCAAGAAGAAUCAGCUCUUCUGCCCAACUAUCAACCUGGACAAGCUGUGGACCCUCGUUAGCGAGCAGACAAGGCUGAAUCACGCCAAGAACCCCGCGGGACCGGCCCCCGUCAUCGAUGCCGUUCACGCUGGUUACUACAAGGUGCUCGGAAAGGGCAAACUCCCCAAGCAGCCGCUCAUCGUGAAGGCCAAGUUCUUCAGCCGGAAAGCCGAGGAGAAAAUCAAGGGUGUUGGUGGCGCUUGUGUUCUGGUCGCUUAAAUAUUCCGACUGCGAUUAAACGUUUCUUCUUUACA
Molecule: messenger RNA, 569 nt
Organism: Spea bombifrons (plains spadefoot toad)
Lineage: Eukaryota; Metazoa; Chordata; Amphibia; Anura; Pelobatidae
Gene: RPL27A
Product: ribosomal protein L27a
Exons: 5
Coding region: 88-534 (148 amino acids)
Biological process (GO): translation
Cellular component (GO): cytosolic large ribosomal subunit; ribosome
Molecular function (GO): structural constituent of ribosome
Source: RefSeq, a predicted model, not a curated record